Molecule: messenger RNA, 1299 nt
Organism: Trichoderma asperellum CBS 433.97
Lineage: Eukaryota; Fungi; Ascomycota; Sordariomycetes; Hypocreales; Hypocreaceae
Biological process (GO): secondary metabolite biosynthetic process
Molecular function (GO): FAD binding
Source: RefSeq, a predicted model, not a curated record
AUGUCGCCAGUAAAGGACUUCGACGUAGCAAUCGUUGGCGGUGGAAUUGCGGGGCUAACAUUGGCGAUUGCUCUUAACUCUCGGUCUAUCCCCGUCACUCUCUAUGAGCAGGCGCGCUCAUUUGGAGAGAUUGGAGCGGGUGUCUCAUUCAGCCCCAAUGCUGUCCAGGCAAUGAAAGUAUGCCACCAGGGCAUUUACGAAGCAUUUGAAACAGUAUGCACUAGAAACAUGUGGCCGUCCAAGGAGAAAGUCUGGUUCGAUUAUGUGGAUGCAUACAGCGAUGUAAUGUCCAACGGUGUUCUUGAUACGGCGUUCACGAUUUCGAGUAAUCUCGGUCAGAAUGGCGUACAUCGUGCCCAUUUUUUGGACGAGGCAGUCAAACUCAUCCCUAACCAACUUGCGAGGUUUGGUAAACGACUUCAAAAUAUCAGCGAAGAUCGCAACGGUAGACUCGUGAUGCAUUUCGACGACGGCACUGUAGCGGAGGCUGACGCGAUCAUUGGCUGUGAUGGGAUCAAGUCUCGGGUGCGUCAGACCAUAGUUGGCCCUGAUCAUCCAUCUGCUCGGCCUGUUUAUACACACAAAUAUGCGUUCAGGGGGCUCAUUCCGAUGGAGGAUGCGUGUGCCGCUGUUGGUGAAGAGCGAGCUCAGAAUGCUUGCAUGUAUAUGGGCUAUGACAAACACGUCCUAACCUUCCCAGUGAACCACGGAAAGACCCUUAAUUUGGUUGCUUUCAGAACCACCAUGGAGGACUGGCCCGAUGCCCAGAGAUUAACCAGACCAGGCCAAAGGGACGAGCUUUUGCACGAAUUCGAAGAUUAUGGACCAGCAAUUAUCAAGUUAUUGAAGUUAAUUGGCCCAAAACUUGAUGUAUGGGCGAUAUUUGACCUCGGCUACCCUGUUCCAACCCUUUAUAAAGGCCGCAUCUGCAUCUCAGGUGAUGCUGCUCACGCUACUUCUCCUCACCAUGGCGCAGGGGCCGGUUUUUGCAUUGAGGAUAGUGCGAUGUUAGCGGAGCUGCUCGCAGAUGAGCAAGUUAAGUCACGGCAUGAAUUGGAGGCCGUCUUUGCUACAUUUGAUGCAGAGAGACGAUCAAGGGCGCAGUGGUUGGUAGACAGCAGUCGGUGGAUUGGGGACUGUUACGAAUUGCGUGCAGAAGGGAUCGGAAAUGACUUUACUAAGAUUGAGGCUGAAAUCAAGGAAAGGAAUGGGAUUAUUGCUAAUGUAAACAUAGAAGAGAUGUGCGCGAGGGCUAAGGACGAGUUGCGAAAGAGGCUGUCAGGAGGUAGAGGAUUGUAA